Messenger RNA from Mugil cephalus (flathead mullet), 2592 nucleotides. Its product is annotated as extracellular calcium-sensing receptor-like. Gene Ontology annotation, biological process: G protein-coupled receptor signaling pathway. Gene Ontology annotation, cellular component: membrane. Gene Ontology annotation, molecular function: G protein-coupled receptor activity. Lineage: Eukaryota; Metazoa; Chordata; Actinopteri; Mugiliformes; Mugilidae. The transcript has 6 exons. The record is from RefSeq and is a predicted model, not a curated record. Bases 37 to 2592 code for a protein of 851 amino acids.
UGGUCCUCAACUGAAUUUUAAAAAAGCGGUGCAACCAUGCUGAGUGCUGCUCUUGUAUUUCUAUGUGCCUUCUACCUGAACUCAGUUUGUAGCUGUGAGCUGUUGGGCAGGUUUGACAUGCCGAGUUUGUUUAAGGAGGGGGACAUAAUGAUCGGGGGUAUUUUUCCAGUUUUCAACAAAGAGAUAGACAGCAUUUUUACCUUUGAGCAGGAGCCUCCUGGAGCAAAGUGUGCUGUAUUUGAUCUGCGGGCUUUUCGGUGGACCCAGGUGAUGAUAUUUGCAAUAGAGGAAGUCAACAAAGAUCCCACUCUUCUGCCAAACAUAUCUCUUGGUUAUAGGAUCCUUAACUCAUGUUCAUCUCCUACAAACACCUUGCGUGCUGCAUUAACACUGGCGAGCAGACCAGAAGAGAUAAAAAAUACUUCUUUCUGUCCUCCAACUAUUUCUGCUGUCAUAGCAGAGGCAGGGUCAUCUCAGUCCUUAGCUGUGGCUGGAACGCUUGGACCCUUUCAAGUGCCAGUAGUAAGUUAUUUUUCAACAUGCGCCUGCCUGAGUAACCGGGCUAAAUAUCCUACAUUUUUCCGGACAAUCCCCAGCGACUACUUCCAGGCAAAAGCCUUGGCAGCACUGGUGAAACAUUUUGGUUGGCAGUGGAUUGGGGCAAUACAGUCAGACAAUGACUACGGGCGGAAUGGGAUCCUGGCUUUUAGUGAAGAGGUUAAAAAGCUCGGGAUUUGCAUUGCUUUUGUUGGGACAGUCAAGCGCACAUAUACUAUGGAUAAAAUCCUGAAAGUUGUGGAGAUGAUCAAACGGUCAACCGUCAAAGUGAUUCUGGCUUUUGUUCCUGAGGGAGACUUUUCUGCUUUGAUGAAAGAGGUAGUGAAACAAAACCUCACAGGAAUUCAGUGGAUUGGCAGCGAGGCCUGGAUAACAGCGCCUCAGCCUUCGACACCUGAAAUGUACCGGGCUUUCGGUGGAGCCCUGGGAUUUGUGGUGCAGAAGAUGGCUAUCCCAAAACUAAAACCGUUUCUUACUGAUAUCAGUCCUUAUAGAGAUCCAAAUGCAGCCUUUGUGAAGGACUUCUGGGAGAUUAUUGUGGGUUGUAGACCUGUUUUACCUGGGAUGAACACAGAUACUGAGGGAUCAAGUAAAAUAUGCACAGGCAAUGAGACAUUAAUGAACUCUCAGGAUUUGUUCUUCGAUGUCACACAGCUGAGAGUUUCCUACAAUGUGCAUAAAGCAGUUUAUGCUAUUGCACAUGCCCUUCAUCAGCUGGUGUUCUGCAAGCCAGUGGGAGAAAAAGUAAUGAAGCUGUGUUUGAAUGUAUCUGACAUUCAGCACAAAGAGGUUGUUGAUCACCUGCAAAGGGUCAAUUUCAGAGAUCAGUUUGGAGAUCGUGUGUUUUUUGAUGAGAAUGGUGACCCUCCUGCGUCUUAUGACGUUAUUAACUGGCAGCUGAAGGACGGACAGGUGCAACAUGUGAUUCUCGGUCAUUUUUCAUCUAAUGCAAAUGGUGAAUAUAAGCUCAGCAUCGAGGAGGAGAAUAUAAUGUGGAGGACAGGGAAAACAGUCCCCACAUCAGUGUGCUCUAAUAUUUGUCCAGUUGGAACCAGGAAAGCUCAAAUUAAAGGAAAACCCACGUGCUGUUUUGACUGUAUCCCAUGUGCUGAUGGAACUAUAGCCAAUUCAACAGGUGCAGCAGACUGCACAUCCUGCCCACAGGAAUUCUGGUCCAACGAGAGGAAAGAUGAAUGCAUUCCUAAAACAAUUGAGUUCCUGACGUAUCAUGAGCCCAUGGGAAUAUCUAUCACCGUUGUGUCCUUGCUAGGGGCCUCCCUGUCGCUGGCCACCAUGAUAGUCUUUAUCUACUACAGAGAAACUCCUGUAAUAAAGGCCAGCAACACAGAGCUGAGCUGUUUCCUCUUGUUUUCUCUUUUUCUGUGUUUCCUCUGUCCUCUCCCUUUCAUGGGAAGACCAACACUCUGGACAUGCAUGCUGCGCCACACGGCUUUUGGUGUGACAUUUGCUCUUUGCAUUUCCUGUGUCUUGGGAAAAACUAUUGUCGUGGUGACAGCUUUUAAAGCGACAGUUCCGGGCAGCAAAAUAGCGGGGAAGUUUGGUCCUGCACAGCAAAGGAUCAUCGUCUGCUCCUGCACUUUCAUUCAAAUAGUCAUAUGUGUGUUGUGGCUAAAUUUAAACCCACCUUUCCCGGACAUGGUUUUCAGAUACAGCAACAAGAAAAUUGUUUUAGAGUGUAACACCGGCUCUGAGGCUGCGUUCUAUGCAGUGCUGGGCUACAUAGGAAUCCUGGCAAUAAUAUGUUUAGUCCUGGCUUUUCUGGCAAGAAAGUUGCCUGAUAACUUUAAUGAAGCCAAAUUUAUCACAUUCAGCAUGCUGAUAUUCUGCGCCGUGUGGAUCACCUUCAUCCCAGCGUACGUCAGCUCUCCUGGAAAGUUUACCGUUGCUGUGGAGAUAUUUGCAAUUUUAUCUUCGGCGUUUGGCUUAUUAAUCAGCAUUUUUGCACCUAAAUGUUAUAUAAUAUUGCUGAAGCCAGAGAAAAAUACAAAGAAACGGGUCAUGGGAAAAAUCUGA